Lodderomyces oxycetoniae is the source of this 642-nucleotide messenger RNA. RefSeq names its product mitochondrial 54S ribosomal protein mL57. NCBI's taxonomy places the organism in Eukaryota, Fungi, Ascomycota, Pichiomycetes, Serinales, Debaryomycetaceae. The transcript has a single exon. The record is from RefSeq and is a predicted model, not a curated record. Bases 1 to 642 code for a protein of 213 amino acids. Gene Ontology annotation, molecular function: structural constituent of ribosome; ribonuclease III activity. Gene Ontology annotation, cellular component: mitochondrial large ribosomal subunit. Gene Ontology annotation, biological process: RNA processing; mitochondrial translation.
AUGGUUAGAUCGAGCGUAUUUGUUAGACACCUUUACUUGAACAAGGGUAAUAGAGUGGAAGGGUUGAAAAGAGAUCCGGCAGUGGCAUUUACAAACUCUGAAGGCCAAGAGUAUGCGCUAAAUGAAGGCAAUAUAAGUCAUAUUAAAUCCUAUCUUGGGCCCAAUUAUCAAGUGCCCGACGAAGUAGCGUUGCAAGUAAUAACGCACAAAUCAUUCGGUAAUGGUAUAAAACCUUAUAACGAGAAGCUUGCAGCUAUGGGAUCAAAACUCCUUAACUUGAGCCUAGCCAAAUACGUCAUAAACAAUACAACCACCAACAACAAUGAUGAAAAGGAAUUGGAAAUUAAUAAUAAGAAUUUAUCGUCAUUGGGGAGCUUAUGGUCAAGAGAACUAUGCGGACGUGCGUCAACUGGUUACUUUGCUAACUUAAAAGGUCUUAAUAAGGUAAUGUUUUGGAAGCUGAGGAAUCCGAGCUUAUCGUUUGAAUCGAGUGGUGCUUUGAAAGUUAGCGCGCAGUUACUUUAUAGUUUAAUCGGUGCAGUAAACUUUUAUCACGGGAAGGAGAAAGCUGAAGCAUUUAUAGAGGAAAAUAUAGUACGAGGUCUUGAAGAGGUGACAACAGAGCUUCUCAAAGAGCAAUAA